AUGGCGGCCCGCGCGGCCGCCGGCGAGCGGGGGCGCGACGGGGGGCAGGCCACCCGCGGUGGCCUGCGCGGGGCGCUCGAGAGGCUGUCCCCGCGACAGUCCCGGGAGCCGAAAGGGGCGCCGAACAAGAUCCGCAUGCCGCACGAGACGAAGCAAGGCCGUCCUGCAUCUCUGGCAGGCAGCAGGUCCAGCUCCUCCGCGGGCGUCGGGGCGGAGCCGCCGGGCGCCGGAGGCGGCCUGGGGGCGGCGGAGGCGCAGGAGCGCGUGGCGAGCGCGCUGUGCGAGGCCGUGCGCCGGGCCGUGCGCGAGGAGCUGCGGGAGCAGGCUCGGGAGACCACCUGCGCCCCAGGACGCCGUUCGCUCGGAGGUGUCGCUGGCGCUGCGGGCCUCGCCGUCCUCGAGCAGCUGGCGGCAGGCCACGCCGCUGGUCGGCUCGCCCGGCGGCGGUGCGCGGGCGUCUGGCUUCAGGCUCACCCGCGCCGAGGUUCCGAUCGGGUAUAG
Molecule: messenger RNA, 501 nt
Organism: Prorocentrum cordatum
Lineage: Eukaryota; Dinophyceae; Prorocentrales; Prorocentraceae
Source: the annotation of a GenBank genome assembly